UUGAAGCUAUCAAUGCAGGCUUGUGUGUCAUGAGUUUCGCCUGGGGUUCCGUCUUUAAAUGUCAUAAUGCGGCGAUACAUUCGUGCACUGCUUAUGUGCACAGUGUUUGCCGUGUUUUCUGCAUUGUACGUUUAUAGUAAGCUGUUCGAAACGGACUUGUCGCCUGGGAAAAACGAAGCGAGGAGGAUUUACGUCCCCCCGAGAAUCCCGGGACUCAGGGAGGGGGACCCGGACCAAACAGCGCGACAAAGCUCACACCGACACAACAGGUACAUCAUGCGUCAGCGGGGGCAGCUGGAAGCCGGCGCCCGGAGCAGACCCCCCAUGCACUUGGCUGUGGUGGCCUGCGGCGAGCGCCUGGAGGAGACUCUCAAUAUGUUUAAGUCGGCCGUGCUUUUUAGCGUCAACCAACUCCAGCUGCACAUUUUUGCCGAGGAUCAGCUGCACGCCGGCUUCACGGAAGCUGUGAGUAAUGAAUACAGGGUUGGGUUUUGCAUGCUUAUUAACCAAACGCUGUUUCUUGCAUUGCAGCUGGAAUCCUGGCCGGCUUUUAUACACUCCAGGUUUAACUACACAGUCUACCCCAUCAGCUUCCCCAGCGAGAAUGCAGCCGAGUGGAAAAAACUCUUCAAACCCUGUGCUUCACAACGACUUUUUCUACCUAUCAUCCUGAAGGACGUUGACUCCCUAGUCUACGUGGACUCGGACAUCCUCUUCCUGCAGCCCGUGGACCGCUUGUGGGCCUUUCUGUCCCAGUUCGAUGCGUUGCAGCUCGCCGCCAUGGCCCCGGAGCACGAAGAGCCCCGCAUCGCUUGGUACAACCGCUUCGCCCGGCACCCCUAUUACGGGAAAACGGGCAUCAACUCGGGGGUGAUGCUCAUGAACCUCACAAGGAUGAGGAAUGUGUUUUUUAAAAAUGAUAUGACAUCGGUGGGGCUCCGAUGGGAGGAGCUUCUGAUGCCUCUACUUCAAAAAUACAAACUUAACAUAACAUGGGGAGACCAGGAUCUGCUUAAUAUCAUUUUCCACUAUAAUCCUGAGUUCUUGCUGGAGUAUUCAUGCCAGUGGAACUACAGGCCAGACCACUGCAUCUACGGCAGCAACUGUGCCGCAGCCGAGGAGGCCGGCAUCUACAUACUGCACGGAAACAGAGGUGUAUAUCACGACCACAAGCAACCCGCCUUCAGAUCGGUCUACGACGCCAUACGGAAGAAAAGAAGAGAUGAGUGCAGGCUGAAAGGGUGGAUGGAGUGUCUGCGAUGGCGGAGGAGAAGAAGGUCUGUCACCGCCGAUGCUGCAAUUAUCUUGUUGUUUCUUUUAGAUGGGCUACUCUGUGUAUUGUUGUUUCUUUUAGAUGGGCUACUCUGUGUAUUGUUGUUUCUUUUAGAUGGGCUACUCUGUCAAACAUUUGCGCCACAAAAUGGCUCUGUAGCAAUAUUGUGGGUCCUUCUUCCACGGUUUUAUGAUGUCACUUUACUCCGAACAUGCGUACAGUUACAAUAUGGUACAUCGCAGAAUUACAGUUGUUUCAUUACAGCACGCCCGAAAAGGAGUAGGAAGAAGCCUAGCUUAUCUGUCAUACCAAAGACUAUACAAAUGGGAGCCAUUACCUCCCUGCUUGGCACUCAGCAUCAAGGGUUGGAAUUGGGGGGUUAAAUCACCAAAAAUGAUUCCCGGGCGCGGCCACCGCUGCUGCUCACUGCUCCCCUCACCUCCUAGGGGGGUGAUCAAGGGUGAUGGGUCAAAUGCAGAGGAUAAUUUGGCCACACCUAGAGUGUGUGUGUGACAAUCAUUGGUACUUUAACUUAAACUUAAUCCUACCCUUUUUCGUAUCAUAGCAAUUACAUGUUACUACUCAACAAUGAAUCAAUAAAUACAUCCGUAAACAAAUAGAUAAAUGAGUAUAAAUAACUAUAAAUAAAGUGCUCAUUAAUAAAUAAUUUAUGUUCACAUUAUGGGAUGAAUAAGAUUAUUUCUUUUUUAAGGUUCAAGAUGUUUAUCAGGAUUCUCCCAAAAUUCUGCGCCAUUUUUUUUACCCGAUUCGGACCUUUCAAAUUUAUGAAAUUUAGUUCAGUUUCAGUUUAUUUGGAACAUGCAAACAAUGCAAUGCAGCACACAAUUCCAGUUGUUUCAUUACAGCACGUCCGAAAAGGAGUAGGAAGAAGCUGAGCUUAUCUAAUCCUACCCCUUUUCAUAUCAUAGCAAUUACAUGUUACUACUCAACAAUGAAUCAAUAAAUAAAUCCGUAAACAAAUAGAUAAAUGAGUAUAAAUAACUAUAAAUAAAGCGCUCAAUAAAAUAUUUAUGUUCACAUUUUGGGAUGGAUAAGAUUAUGUUUUUUUAAUAAGGUUUGAGAUGUUUAUCAGGAUUCUCCCAAAAUUUUGCACCAUUUUUUUACCCGAUUCAUAUCGUUGAAAUUUAUGAAAUUCAGUUCAGUUUCAGUUUAUUUGGAACAUGCAUACGAUACAAUACAAUUCAUCACACAAUUCCAGUUGUUUCAUUACAGCACGUCCGAAAAGGAGUAAGAGGAAGCAGAGUUUAUUUAAUCCUACCCCUUUUCAUAUCAUAGCAAUUAUCAUUCUGUAACACAACAAUGAAUCAAUAAAUAAAUCAGUAAAUAGAUAAAUGAGUAUAAAUAACUAUAAAUAAAGCGCUCAUUAAUACAAUAUUUAUGCUCACAUUAUGGGAUGGAUAAAAUGAUAAA
Messenger RNA from Entelurus aequoreus (snake pipefish), 2704 nucleotides. It is a transcript of the gene gxylt1b, whose product is annotated as glucoside xylosyltransferase 1b. Gene Ontology annotation, biological process: protein O-linked glycosylation via N-acetylgalactosamine. NCBI's taxonomy places the organism in Eukaryota, Metazoa, Chordata, Actinopteri, Syngnathiformes, Syngnathidae. The coding region runs from base 67 to 1656 and encodes 529 amino acids. The transcript is spliced from 6 exons. The record is from RefSeq and is a predicted model, not a curated record. Gene Ontology annotation, molecular function: UDP-xylosyltransferase activity.